Messenger RNA from Closterium sp. Yama58-4, 3729 nucleotides. NCBI's taxonomy places the organism in Eukaryota, Viridiplantae, Streptophyta, Zygnematophyceae, Desmidiales, Closteriaceae. The record is from the annotation of a GenBank genome assembly.
AUGGAGGACGACUCGUACAUCCCGCUAGGCACUCCGCCAAUUCGCAAGCUCCCUACUGGCGCGGCGCGCCAUGGCGGGCGAUCCGCAGUGGUUCCGCGCAAGCGCCGCCGCAUCCUCGACCCCGCGCACGUGGACGUCGCCGCCUCCCCCGGAGCCAGCCCCGAGCGGCGGUCUUUCGAUUCCGACACGCCGACUCGAAGCGCGCACGACGCGCUGAUCAAAAGCGCCCCCGGCGCUUCGGUUAGAAACCCGCCUGGCGCUUCGCGCGUGGAAGGUUUGUUUUCCGCGGGACAGACUGGUGAGGGUUUUUUGUCCGGCCGCCGUGUGUUGUUUCCGGACGGGAAGUUUGACGGGACUGGAAGGGGGAACGGCGGGAACGAAGUGGGGACGGAGGGGAAGGCUACCGAGGGAGUCGGGGGGGAGAGCGCAUCGGGGGAAGUUGUUGGCGCAAUGGCGGGAUUGGCGGUUUACCGGCGACUGGCGUUUGGGGACGAGCGAGCGGGAGGGCGGGAGGGUAGUCGAACAAUGACGUUCAACGCUGAUAGCGGAGCCGAACGGGAGAGCGAGCAACCGGAAGAAGCGGGAGAGGGCAAGAACGAGGAGGCGGAAGAGGAGAAAGAGAGGGAGGUGAAGGAGAAGGCUGAGGAGAAUGAGAGGGAGGUGGAGGAGGAGGUAGAGGAGGAUGAAUUGGAGCUAGAGAUAGUUUAUGAGGAAGAAGAUGAGGGGGGGAAGGAGACAGAGGAGGGUGGCGAGGAGGGUGUGAGAGGAGAAAGCAAGGGAAUCGGGGAAGAGACGGAUAGAGAUAAGGAGGCUAGAACGAAAGAUCAGCUCAAGGUCUCAGGAGACCCAGGGAUUGCCGAGAUUGCCUCUGUCGCUAUUCUGGCUACCAGUGCUGCUGUUGCCGCUGUCGCUGUAGCUGACAGUGCCGUGACUCGUUUCUCGUCGUCUAAUAACGCGGACGGGGAUGACCUCUUCCGCUGGAACCGCAUCCAUAGAGGGAGCGCCGGGCCGGGGGGGCGCGGAAGCGGAGCCAGUGGACCAAAGACACGUGGCGAGGUGCUGGCAGCCAUGGUAGGCGUUCAGAUGCCACGUCAGCAAGGGGUGCGAAGCCUGACGUCGGAUCUGGAGGGGCGGGAAAUUGCCGCAGCCGCAGCCGCAGCAGCUGCUGCAGCUGCAGGGGGGUUGAGAGGCGGACGGGCGGGUGUGUCCCCGAUACAGUCACCUUCGAAAGGAGGAGCUACUAAAAGUGCAGUGAGAGGGGAAAUAGGCGCAGAAGCAGGAGGAGGAGGUGGCGGAACGAGGAGCGCAAGAGCGGCAGCAGGGGUGGUAGCAGCAGGAGCAGCGAAGGCGGAGGCUGAAGAUCUUCCACCACAGUUCCUGGAAAUCGCGCAGCUGUUUGACACGCUGGAGCUGAGCUGCCGCCUGCUGCGCGCGAGGAAGCUUCUGUGCUCCUUCCAGGCGAUUAAAGACGCGGGGGAGGAGGGGACGGGGCAGGGGGAGGAGGGGGCGGGGCAGGGGAGGAGGGGGGGCGGGGCAGGGGGAGGAGGGGGCGGGGCAGGGGGAGGAGGGGGCGGGGCAGGGGGAGCAGGGGGCGGGGCAGGGGGAGGAGACGGCGGAAAGGUAGAAGAGGGAGGAGGUGGAGAGGGGGUAAGGGAAAAGGAGGAAGGAGGAAAGGAAGGGAAGCCCAUAUCGCUGAGUCCUGUUGCACUUAGCAAAGCAACACUUAGUAAAGCGGAUGCUUUCAGCAGAGCAUCUGCCCGCCAGGCUGUGCUUGGCGUUCCACUGCUUAGAGUGGAAUCGGUUCUUCUACCCGAAAAAAACUCCUCUCCUGUGAAGUUCUCAGGGGCGGCAGGCAGGGUGGCAAGAUUUGGACGUAGCGUGUGGGAUCUGAAGAUCAUAUUGGAAAGCGAAGGGGAAGGGAAGGGUGAUGGUGGUGAAAGUGGUUUGGCUGAAGCUGCAGAAGGUGGUGAAGAGGGAGGCGAAUUGGCAGGAGGCACGGCAGGCGGCAUGGGAGGAAGCAUUGGAGGAGGCAUGGGAGGAGGCAUGGGAGGAGGCAUGGGAGGAGGCAUGGCAGGAGGCAUGGCAGGAGGCAUGGGAGGAGGCAUGGCAGGGGGGAGGGUGAGGAGCGAGGAGAGUGACAUGCUGUGGCGGAAGAGAGAGUUCCGAGCCAGGCUGGGUAGACUGGCACGUGCCUUGGGGGCUGUGGGAGGCGACAUGGGUGUGACUGCAGCAGAUGUGACUGGAGCAGAUGUGACUAUACCGGAGGAGACUCUGCCAGACCCCCUCUCACCUUCCCCUGUGCCAUCUGUCGAUGCUCGUGCUUCUCUCAAUGUUCAAACCAGUCACACUCAGUCUAGUCACACUCGCCAUACUCAUCCUAGCAGCCGCAGGAGUCUAUUUCCUGAUGCAUCCACUAACCCUACCUCUGCCGAAGCUGGUCCAGGCUCGGUGCCAACAGCUGCACCUUUUGCCAGGCCUGUCUUGCAGGCCCGGUCAACCUCCCCGCGCCACCGCCAUCGGCCUGCUUCGGCAGAUAGGGUCGGCAGGAAUCCAAACCCAGACUUGGGCGCUCGUGUGAGGGUUGACCUCACCCCAUCACUGGAUCGCUUGGCUCUCCGAACCAACGUAGGAGGCUCGGCAAGAGCAGCCGAGGCAGGGUCUGAGCAGGAGGUGUGGGGUGGGGAUGUGGUGGGGGAGCUGGGCACACUGCAGCAGCAGGGAGUGGGAGAAGGUGGAGAGCAAGGAGGUGCGGUUGGGAGGGGUGAAGACAGCGAUGGAGAGGGUGGGGGAAGUGACUCUGAGAUCCUGUCCCGCCUGCCCCAGGGGCUUGUGCACUCGGUUCGGAAACGCGAGGAGCAGCAGCGUGCCGAGGCUACCGAGGAGGCUCGGCAGGCGCGGCGGCGGCGUCUGCUGCUGGCAGAGCUGCCUCUCCUGACCGACAUGGUAGUCGCUCUCUUCGCCAGCUGUCGCGCUGCCGUGCUGCCACAUAGGGACCUUGUGGUCCGGCUGGUGGCCAAUCACAGCAAGCAGACCAACCAAGAGGAGAUUGAGGAGCAGUUGAAGCUUCUAGAGGAGAUCGCGCCGGACUGGUUGUGUGCUAAGAUGUCCCUUCGAGGGGAAAAACUGUAUCGGUUGUCUAAGGUGGUGAUGGCUGCCCAUGUCAAGGCUCGAGUGAAGGAUGAGCAGAAGUUUUGCCAUUCUGAAGCUGCUGCUUCUUCCGCUGAUCUUCAUACGUGCCAGCCCCCUCAGCUUCAGCAGCAAACAAAAACAGACACAAUGACGGAACGAUCCUACGUCAUGAUCAAGCCCGACGGCGUUCAACGCGGCCUUGUCGGGGAGAUCAUCGGCCGGUUCGAGCGCAAGGGUUUCGUUCUGCGAGGCCUGAAGCUGUUCCAGUGCCCCAAGGAGCUGGCAGAGGAGCACUACAAGGAUCUCGCCGACAAGCCCUUCUACAAGGGCCUUGUCGACUACAUCAUCUCCGGCCCCGUUGUCGCCAUGGCCUGGGAAGGCAAGGGUGUCGUGGCUUCAGCUCGCAAGCUGAUUGGCGCCACCAACCCCCUUGCUUCUGAGCCUGGCACCAUCCGUGGUGAUCUCGCUGUUGAGGUUGGCAGGAAUGUCGUGCACGGUAGUGACAGCGUGGAGAAUGGCGAGCGUGAGAUCGGCUUGUGGUUCAAGGAGGCAGAGAUCAUCAGCUGGGACCCUACACUCCUCCCCUGGCUGCGGGAGUAG